UUUGUUCAAUUUGAGGACAUUGCCAUCGUAAGUUAAAUUUUGGCCGGAAAGUUACAUGUCAAUCUCCCGUUGUUGUAAUCUUUUCCCAACGUUUGCAGCUGACUUGGAUGUGGGCCCCUUUUAUGACUUAUUCCCAAACACUUCAUUGUGCUCUGAUCUCCCAAAUCCCCUAUUAGAACAAUAAAAGCACAAAACCUAAGAGAAGAACGGAGGCUUCGUAAUUCUUGGUCUGGCUUCUCCACAUAUGGAAGGAAGGUGAGUGUGUGUUCCUCUAAAGUGUAAAUAAUGGCUCAGGCAAGGAUCUAUGGAAUAUCAUUGUGGUAAGAAGGCCGGUGUUUCAACUUCAUAGACUGAUAUAUGACGAGAGAAGGAGGUUCCAUGUGUGCUCUAGAAACAGAGAUGUUUUAAAAUAAGGAGUGUUUGAGAGGGAAUAAAAAACAGGGUCUCAAGUCCAGGUCAACUAGGCCAUAUGAAAAAAAUAUGAACAAUUGACGCUGAUGUGUUAAUUUCCGGCGGAAUUAUUACUUUCCGACAUAAAUGUCCUGAAAUUGGACAAAUAUGUUAAUUAGAGGACGUAUUAUGCAAGUAAAUGAAGUUAGAGGACCAAUAUCGGUCACCACCAAAAGUUACGGGACUAAUUUUACAAAUUUCCCUUGUUUAAUUGAUACAUUUGAUUUUGACAUAAAACGACAAACAAUAAAGGGAGGGAGGGGGUCAUAAAUUGGAUGGAUGGCCGUUAGUUCGGACUUCUCGAAUAUGGAUUGCAUUUACUCCCGCCUUGCAACCCACACGUUCUCGUUUCUUACGUUAAAGUCAACCCCAGUCGCAUGCCAUUAAUAAAACCGUCAAUUAUAACCGCAUCCAUAAGAAACGGCAGAGUGGAGAUCGACGAUGGCUUCCCGCCGGCGGCGAAGAAGGAAGCUGCUAACCGGUUCCCUCCAGAUUAUUAUAUCCGACCCGCCCUGCGACCAGUUCUGCAAUCCAAAUAAGAACUCAGAGCACGGCCUCCCUUGCCCACUACUCUGCCUCCCUCUCUGUUUCUCCACUUGCAGACGAACCUUACCGCCGUUGCCGCCUCUACACCCCCCUCCCCUGCCGCCUUUGCCGCCUCUGCAUCCUCCUCCCCUUCCGCCGCCGCCGGACUUCAUUUCCCGGGACUCCUCCAGUCCAGUAAAGCACUUCCAGUUCCAGGUGCCUAUUUUCCUCCCCAUGCUCGCCGCCGGCGCAGCUCUCUUCUUCCUCUUCAUGACCGGCUACGUAGUCGUCAGAAAUUGGAGGAGGAGGGGGAGUGGCGGCGGCGAUUCGUCAGAAGAAGACGGCGCGGUUGAUGAGAGGAUGAGUAAUUUGGCGGAGGAUGCGGCGGACAAUCCGAUAUGGCACAUCAGAACCGUCGGCCUAGGGCAGUCGAUGAUAAACCGGAUCACCGUUUCCAGGUACAACCAGAGAGGUGAAGACGGUGAUUGCAGCAAUUGUUGUGUUUGCUUGAGCGAAUUUGAAGAAGGGGAGAGGGUUAGGGUUUUGCCGAAGUGUAAUCACGCCUUCCACAUCCAUUGUAUUGAUACUUGGCUUGCCUCCCACACCAAUUGCCCCAUCUGCCGCGCCCCGAUUUUAGUUCCGGAAGCUGCCAUCUCCGCCGCCGCGGUGGCUCCGGGAAGCAGGGGCGGGGGAGGGAUGAUUGAAGAAGGCUUGGAAGGAGAGAGCAGAUCGGGCGUGGGAGAGAGUAGGAUUGAUGAAUUGAAGGGGGGUUCGCUAUUAUCAUCAAUGAAUAAUGGAGCUGAAACUGCUGGAAUUAGAAGAUCAGUUUCUAUGGACUUGGUUCCACAGAAUGGGGAAAUGAGGCCUGUAACAGGGAAGAGCUCUUCAUCGUCAUCUUCAUCUUCAUUAAUGGGUGAGGUAGGGAAGAGAUCACUUUCGUGCAGUGGAAAGAUAAUGUCGUCAAGGUACAACAAAUCGUAGGCGUAGGCUUAGCUAGCAACCUGAUGCAUGCCAUGGGUCAAGGUGGAUCAAACUAGCCGUUUGUAAGAGUGACCUAGUGAUAGACUAGAUAAGGUCGCACACUCACAUGAUUUCAAACAGAGUUGUGUCUAUCCGACUCAAUAGGAUGUAGUUUGCAUUGUCAUUAUUCAUCGCUGGUCCAAGUUUAAAUGGAAUUGUACAGUGUAUAAUAGUGAAAAAUUAGUGUACUUACUAUGUAGAUAAGUUGCCAAAUUACUUGUUUCAUCGCGAUUAUCAUUUUCUAGUUUUAUUUGUUUUCAAAUUUCAAUACUAUUGUACUAUCUAAUACUCUGUAAUAUGUUGGCAACUGCGGUCUGCCCCUCGUAAGUCGUGAUGUAGGAUUUUGAGCGCUGUCGUUUGUGCAGAUCCACUUGUAGCACAAUUGCGUUUGUUUUUUCGAUCUGUGCAAUGGUUGCUCUGUUCUGAUUGGUUGGUCGUUACCUUUAAUUCUCCAUCAAUAGGAGCCACUGGUCGGUUGGGGUUUGUUUUUCGGCUGGUUGUUGCAAGGUAGGGGUUGGGUUUGAUUUCGUCGCAUGAUGCUCCAAUGAUAGGGGCUAUCAGACUGGUUUAGUGUUUUGCUUUUCCUGGUUGAUCGUCGCAAUCUGUUUUGUUUUCUUGUGUUUUCUGUUUUUGUGGUAAAUGCUAGUGGCUUCAGCAGUAGGCGGGAUGGACAUACGGGAGGUGCUAGAGGAUUGGUAUGGUAAUCUACUAUUGGAGGAUGACGACGACGAGGUGGAUCUACUCAUCUACCUGAUGAGAACGAAGGAAGAGCAGGAAGGGGGACUAUCCGAGUGGUCUCUAGCAGGCAUUGUUUUUACAAAGAAGACAGUGAAAUUUCUGGCGUUUAGGACGCAAUGACUUUUGGUUGGAGACCGAGCAUAGGUGUCUUAAUCAAAGAAAUAAGCGAUAAGAGGUAUCUCUUCUCCUUUUACUUGAUAUGACAUGUGUUAUAAAGUAUGGCUCGUGGUUGUAUGAUCAGAAUCUUGUGGUGUUGCAUGAACUAAGGUCGGAUGAUCUGCCUUUGAGAGUCCCUCUAUACUUCUCAGAUUGUCGGGUCCAAGCACAUAACUUGUCUGUGGGUCACUCGACUCUAAUGGUUGGUAGAAUUAUUGCUAAUAAUCUUGGAUGUUUCAUUAAACUUGAUGAAAAUCAAUUUGAGGGUCCAGGUUUGCCUUGAUAUCAGGAAACCACUUAGGAAAAAUCUAAAGGUUCAAAAAAAGAAUGAGGAUUGUCU
Molecule: messenger RNA, 3229 nt
Organism: Cuscuta epithymum
Lineage: Eukaryota; Viridiplantae; Streptophyta; Magnoliopsida; Solanales; Convolvulaceae
Source: the annotation of a GenBank genome assembly